UCUGCGGGACAAUUCUCUGUAUGCUGUCAUUUGCUCUCUUUCUCGUUUUUGUUUUACUUUUCCGUGUGCUUUUUUUCUGUCAUCAUACGAGGACGUAGAACGCUAUUUGCCUUUAUUUUUAAGGUGGCUCCAUACGCGAAUUUGAUCACGGUAACAAUGGCAACGACAUUCGGUAUCGUGCAGUUAUGGUACCUCCCUGGGGUUCCUGUGUGGAGUGAUGAUUGGGGUUAUUAUAUUAUGAGCUGUGAGAUCGCAUUAUACAGUGAACUUAUACUACUGGACGGGAAUAAAAAGGAAUACAAGCACCACGAUGAGUGCACAUACAUCCAUUAAAGUCAUCUUCUCGAUGAUCACAAUAGUUGGUGUGACUGGGAACAUCUUGGUUUGCCUYAUCGUCCUYCUCAACAAAUCCAUGCGAASACCCAUGAACUWCCUYCUCGUAAACCUUGCCAUCUCAGACAUGAUGUUACUUGUGUUCUUUACGCCUGCUUUUAUAUUUCGAGGGACAUUCAUUCACCCUGCAGGGGUGRCAGGGGACGUAUUAUGCGCGCUAAUAACUGGUGAAACGCUUGCAUGGAUUGGUGGAUAUGCUUCGGCGGUAUUCCUACUUGCAAUCUCGAUGGAAAGGUACAUUGCUGUUGCCAAACCACGAAACUACGGCGUCAGUUUGAUCACCAAGAACCUAAAGCUUCUAGUAGCUGGCUGCUGGGUGUUUACCGUAGCGUGGAAUUCCGUUGGAUUUGCGUGGAAACGUUAUGACCCAAAGACGGGAUUCUGUACGCUGGUGUGCUCUUUGACGUCGUUCAGAGUGUACAGUAUUCUAUGUUUUUUCAUUCUUGGAGUUUUUCCAAUGGCGACCAUGGCGGCCUUGUACUCUCAAGUCAUCCACUUACUAUGGUUUAAGAAAAUCAUCACCAGUAGCAACACCGAGGAAAAACUACGCAAAAAGCGCAAGAAAGCCACUAAAAUGGUCCUAAUUGUUACAAUUAUCUAUGCACUGACUUGGUUUCCUGAGCUGACCGUAUUAGUUCUAUCAGCGUUCGUCCCUGAUUCAUUUCGAGGUGAUAUCGCCUACCCGGCCACUGUUCUCCUGUGUGCCUUCAACUCAGCAAUCAACCCCGCCAUCUACAGCUUCCAUAGUACCACAUUUCGAAGACAUCUUAGGAGAUUGAUUUGCUUCGUGUGCAUUCAAGGCUCUGGUAGAGUCGAAAUCACCAGGAGUUCUGUUGGAUCUCUCACCGAUGGUUCCCAGGCAUGCGACAACAAAUUCAGGAAACAAUCUAUUGAAAUGGACUCGUUGACCAUGACGACGCCAGACCUGGAAAGAAAACAUUCAGACAGACCGGAUAAGAUCUCGGUAACCGUUCAAGCUGAAUUUUCUUCAUUUGAUUGUGUGUCAUUCGAUCCACCCUAUACUCCGUGGUUGUCGCCCACAAUGCACCCAGCAACAGAUAUAGCCAUAAGAACCGCUUUUGCCUUGGUCAUCRUCGUCGGUGUCGUUGGAAACAUCUUGGUUUGUCUCGUCGUCMYUCUMAACAAACCCAUGCGAACACCCAUGAACUACCUYCUCGUUAACCUUGCCAUCUCAGACAUGAUGUUACUUGUGUUCUUCAGCCCUACAUUCAUCUUCAAAGGAGUUUAUUCGCACCCAGAUGGAGUAAUUGGAGAUGUKUUGUGCUCGCUGGUCACMGGUGAGACCAUUGCUUGGAUGGGUGGRUAUGCAUCGUCUGCUUUAYUGCUUGCAAUCUCGAUCGAAAGRUACUUUGCUGUGGCCCAUCCUCACAGCUAUGGAACAAGCUUCAUAACKAAAAAUCUCAAGAUUUUAGUUUCUGCCUGCUGGUUUUUCUCAUUAGCGUGGAACUCKCCCGGAUUUUUCUGGAAAAGGUUCAAUGCAAACAAAGAAUCCUGUGAUAUUCUGUUGUCGCCAAGUGGUUUUAAGACGUACAGCAUGCUGUCCUUCCUGGUAAUUGGUGUUGUACCCAUGACAACCAUGGCAGUGCUGUAUUCCCGCGUUGUUUACAUUCUUUGGUUUAAGAAUGUCGUCGUUAGAAUUCACGAGGAAAAACAAAGAAAGAGUCGGAAGAGAGCCACCAAAAUGGUCUUGAUCGUCACAGUCAUCUACGCAUUGACUUGGUUUCCAGAGCUAACUGYAUUCGUGCUCUUGUCGUACGCGCCGAGCGCUCUCCGAUUUGACAUCGCCUAUCCAGCAACAGUGGCGCUGUGCUCGUGUAAUUCGGCUAUAAAUCCUAUCAUAUACAGCCUUCAGCAUAAUCAGUUCAAGCACUAUCUAAAGAAACUACUUUGUCGUGGAAAAGCUGAUGAAAUGGAAAGUUCUGUUGGAAGUGCAAUAAGUGAUAAAAGAUUGAAAUCACGUGAUCCACAGAACAAUGAUAGUGACGUUGAUACUCGCUCGCAAAGACUUSAGUCGGCUUGUAAUGAGCCUGUGAAUGACGAUAGAUAGUCUUAUUCCAAAAAAGGAAAUCAAAAUCUUACAGGUUUUGCGAAAUUUAUCAUGAACUUCGACAAAACACUGUUUAAUAUCUAUGAAUCAUUGGUAUUUAGGUAGAAGAGGAACAACUUGAAAAAAUUUCGAAAGGAAAUGAAAGAUUAAAAAAUGAAGUCUARAUGUAGACACAAAUCACGUAGCUUUACUUUCGUUCCUUGACCGUGUACGCUCAAUUGACUAAGAACUAGUUUUCAGCUGCUAUCUUUCGCGCGGUCGGAUAUAUAUAUAUACCUAUGCCUUGAAAUGAAUCAAUUCAAACAGAACCCGACUUGAAUGACUUCAGUUGAUUGUUUUUUUUUUUGUUUGUUUGUUUUUUGUGUUUUUUCUUUCUUUUUUUUUUAGUGCAGUUUAUCUUUAAGUAAGAUCAGAUAAAAAUAUGAAAGGUUAUAAUUUCUACGUUUUCUCACUCGAUGAAAAAUAAACAAAGCAAUCAAACUCUUAGGCGACAGAGAUUUAUAUCACUCAGAAGAAAUAUGGUUUAAUUACAAUUGCGCGGGACAA
Molecule: messenger RNA, 3007 nt
Organism: Exaiptasia diaphana
Lineage: Eukaryota; Metazoa; Cnidaria; Anthozoa; Actiniaria; Aiptasiidae
Exons: 3
Coding region: 311-2461 (716 amino acids)
Biological process (GO): G protein-coupled receptor signaling pathway
Cellular component (GO): membrane
Molecular function (GO): G protein-coupled receptor activity
Source: RefSeq, a predicted model, not a curated record